Messenger RNA from Chiroxiphia lanceolata (lance-tailed manakin), 1896 nucleotides. It is a transcript of the gene WNT3A, whose product is annotated as Wnt family member 3A. Gene Ontology annotation, biological process: canonical Wnt signaling pathway; cell fate commitment; neuron differentiation. Gene Ontology annotation, molecular function: frizzled binding; cytokine activity. NCBI's taxonomy places the organism in Eukaryota, Metazoa, Chordata, Aves, Passeriformes, Pipridae. The record is from RefSeq and is a predicted model, not a curated record. Gene Ontology annotation, cellular component: extracellular region.
AUGGCCUCUUUUGGAUAUUUCCUGUUUCUUUGUGGGUUGAGUCAGGCUCUGUCAAGUUACCCAAUCUGGUGGUCCUUGGCAAUUGGUCACCUCUCCCUGGGGACUCAGCCCAUCCUCUGCGGGAGCAUCCCGGGCCUGGUGCCGAAGCAGCUGCGCUUCUGUCGGAACUAUGUGGAGAUCAUGCCCAGCGUGGCAGAAGGGGUGAAGAUUGGGAUCCAGGAAUGUCAGCACCAGUUCCGAGGGAGGAGGUGGAACUGCACCACUGUCAAUGACAGCUUGGCCAUCUUUGGGCCCGUGCUGGACAAAGCCACCAGGGAAUCAGCCUUCGUCCACGCCAUCGCCUCGGCCGGAGUGGCCUUCGCCGUGACCAGGUCCUGCGCCGAGGGCUCCGCCACCAUCUGUGGCUGUGACACCCGCCACAAGGGCUCCCCUGGGGAAGGCUGGAAGUGGGGGGGCUGCAGCGAGGACGUGGAAUUCGGGAGCAUGGUGUCCCGGGAGUUCGCGGACGCCCGGGAGAACAGGCCCGACGCGCGCUCGGCCAUGAACAGGCACAACAACGAGGCCGGAAGGACCUCCAUCAUUGAACUCAUGCACCUCAAGUGCAAGUGUCACGGCCUCUCGGGCAGCUGCGAAGUGAAGACCUGCUGGUGGUCCCAGCCAGACUUCAGGGUCAUCGGGGACUACCUCAAGGACAAGUACGACAGCGCCUCGGAGAUGGUGGUGGAGAAACACCGGGAAUCCCGCGGCUGGGUCGAGACCCUCCGGCCCAAGUACAACUUCUUCAAGGCUCCCACCGAGAAGGACCUGGUCUACUACGAGAACUCGCCGAACUUUUGCGAGCCCAACCCCGAGACGGGCUCCUUCGGCACCCGGGACAGGAUCUGCAACGUCACUUCCCACGGGAUCGACGGCUGCGACCUGCUGUGCUGCGGCCGCGGCCACAACACGAGGACUGAGAAACGGAAGGAGAAGUGCCACUGUAUCUUCCACUGGUGCUGCUACGUCCGGUGCCAGGAGUGCAUACGAGUCUACGACGUCCACACGUGCAAAUAAAAGCAGGGGAAAAGGACCCCUUCGCCGGGCUCCGAGCGGAGGAAUGGAUUCGAGCCUACUUCCUCCGAGGUUUGCGGGCGCGAGAGAAGUCAACUUAUUUUUUUUUGAUAUUAAAAGAAAUAAAAACUGGGAAAAAGAAAAAAAAUAAAAGGCAAAAAAAAAAAAACAAACAACAAGGCUAAAACUGGUUGGAUAGAAUAGGUCUAAGGACUUCUGGCCUAUCCUGAGGUACAUCUGGCAGUCACACAAGUUGUGCCCCCAACGAUGCCUCCAGUGGGAGAGCGGCUUUUCAACCAACAGCACAGAGCUGGGAAGAAGAGCACGAGCAAAAGCAUGGAUUUGCUCUGCUCUCACCCACCUGAAGUGACUCGUGUGAUUAAAGUGUCCUUUGAAAGACUUGCAUCUUCCUAAGCAUCUCCUUUUCCCUCAGCCAGGCAAGAGGCUGUGAUGGACAGCAGCACUGAGCUUUCCAAGAGGUCCAUCUCCAUACCCAAGUGGCCAGACUCUGUGUGUAAUAUGAGCAACAGCAGCAAAAGAAAUAAAAGCAGAUAAAUUAAAUUUUUUUUAUUUUUUUUUUUUUAAAAGAACAUGACUUCUUUGCUUGUGUCCUGGAACCAGGGAAGUCUGCAAGUAUAUAAUAGAGUGGGCAGGCCCUUUGUGUGGAAUUUUUAGCUUAGUAGCUUCUGCCAGAUUUGACAUGGGAUUCAGUGACAUCUGGAAAAAGGGGAAAGAGGGAGAAGAAGAGGGAGAGAAAGAGAGAUAACUGCUGGUGGCUUCCUGCCAGUGCCCUGUUGGCACACAGGUGAUGUGCAUGGUAUGGAAAAGUUCAAUGCCUGACACGUG